Salvia miltiorrhiza (redroot sage) is the source of this 2206-nucleotide messenger RNA. Its product is annotated as glucomannan 4-beta-mannosyltransferase 9-like. Bases 431 to 2044 code for a protein of 537 amino acids. NCBI's taxonomy places the organism in Eukaryota, Viridiplantae, Streptophyta, Magnoliopsida, Lamiales, Lamiaceae. Gene Ontology annotation, cellular component: Golgi apparatus. The record is from RefSeq and is a predicted model, not a curated record. Gene Ontology annotation, molecular function: mannan synthase activity. The transcript has 9 exons.
AAGAUUAUCCUUCGCCCUUCCUCCUCACUACUUCAAAUCUCCCUCUCCUUGUCUCUCCUCAUUUGCUCUGUUUAAGUUCUCUCAUUCUCCAUUACUUUUCCCAUCGUUGAGAGAGGGAGAGAGAGAGAGUAUGUGUGUCAGUGUGUGUCGUCCUACUUGUUAAUUUGUAUCGAGUGUUUCCAUGUUUAAGUCAAACUAACGAGUUGCAUACUUGAAAUUUUUUUUUAUUGGCGAAGGAGGCUGACUUUUGAUAUGGCAAGCUGAGCUAGUGUUUUCCGACAUUCCAGCUCAUUUCCCAUUUUGUUUUUGUAAGAAAAGUUACUUUUCCCGAAGGACAAAAAAGAAAGAGUAUUUAUAGCGCCGUAUUAGAUCUGGAUUUGGUCCUCUGUUUCCAGUUAAAGUAAGAAAACAGAGGAAUUUAAACGGUAAAAUGGAGUGGGUGUGGAGGGUGAUGCCCGCCACGAUUUCCGGCGCGGAAGAGCAAUUGAUGCUAGUGUUGGGGCAGGUGAAGCCCUUACUCAUAGUCGUGCCGCUGCUGGACAUCUCCAUGACUAUCUGCUUGAUAAUGUCAGUCAUGUUGUUCGUGGAACGAGUGUACAUGGCCGUCGUUAUCAGCGGCGUCAAAAUGUUGGGCAGGAAACCCCAUACACGAUACAAAUGCGACGCCUUGGAAGAAGAUUUGGAGCAGGGGAACCUCGCCUACCCCAUGGUUCUUGUCCAGAUCCCAAUGUUCAACGAAAGAGAGGUGUACCAGCUCUCCAUCGGAGCUGCAUGUGGCCUAUCUUGGCCCUCCGACCGCUUCAUAGUUCAAGUUCUCGACGAUUCAACGGACCCCGCCAUCAAGACUAUGGUGGAAACGGAGUGCCAGAGAUGGGCGAGUAAAGGGGUAAACAUCAAAUACGAAAUUCGAGACAACAGAAAUGGAUACAAAGCCGGAGCUCUCAAAGAAGGGCUGAAGCGCUCCUACGUCAAAGAAUGCGAUCACGUGGCCAUAUUCGACGCGGAUUUCCAACCGGAGCCGGAUUUCCUGCGCCGAACCAUCCCAUUCCUCGUCCACAACCCGCAGAUCGGCCUCGUGCAGGCUCGGUGGAAGUUUGUGAAUGCGAACGAAUGCUUGAUGACGAGAAUUCAAGAAAUGUCGCUCAACUAUCAUUUCACAGUGGAGCAAGAAGUUGGAUCAUCCACAUAUGCCUUUUUUGGCUUCAAUGGAACUGCUGGCGUGUGGAGAAUGGCUGCAAUUGAGGAAGCGGGAGGUUGGAAAGACCGUACCACAGUUGAGGAUAUGGACUUGGCCAUUCGUGCAAGUCUCAAAGGAUGGAAAUUCGUAUAUGUUGGUGCGCUACAGGUAAAAAAUGAGUUGCCUAGCACGUUCAAGGCCUAUAGAUACCAACAACAUCGUUGGUCAUGUGGGCCCGCCAAUUUAUUUCGCAAGAUGUUGUCCGAGAUUAUAAGAAACGAGAAAGUUACAUUGUGGACAAAGGUUCACGUUAUAUACAGCUUCUUCUUGGUGAGGAAGAUAAUUGCCCAUAUAGUGACGUUCGUGUUUUACUGUGUUGUACUUCCUGCUGCGGUGUUGGUACCUGACUACCACAUCCCAAAAUGGGGUGUAGUCUACAUUCCCACAAUCAUCACCGUCCUCAAUGCCAUCAGCACUCCGAGGUCAAUUCAUUUGGUUGUUUUUUGGAUCGUUUUCGAGAAUGUGAUGGCACUACACCGCACCAAAGGUACGUUGAUCGGGCUGAUGGAGGUGGGUAGAGUGAACGAGUGGAUUGUCACUGAGAAACUUGGUGAUGCUCUCAAGGCCAAACCUGUUGGCGACACUGUGAAGGUUAAAUCUACGGCUACCAACCAACGGCGCUUCAAAUUUAUUGAUAGAAUUAAUUUGUUAGAGCUUGCGUUCGGUUGCUACCUCUUAUUCUGUGGGUGCUACGACGUCAUAUACGGGAAAUACCAUUUCUUCAUCUAUCUCUUCCUCCAAGCAAUCGCCUUCUUCAUCAUGGGAUUCGGCUAUGUUGGCACCUUUGUCCCCUCUUCCUCAAAUUAAUAUUACUUCCUUUUUUGUCUUACGUAUAUUAGUAUAGUAAUUCUUAUAAAUUCAAGCAUAAGGGUUGGAGCUUAGAAUUGCUCUUUUGUUUUCUUUUUCAUUUGUAUAUUGUAAGAUUGAUCAACUGUCUCAUAUUAUUCCAAUAAAAUGUCCCUUAGCAUA